Torulaspora globosa is the source of this 1803-nucleotide messenger RNA. Its product is annotated as Zn(II)2Cys6 transcription factor domain-containing protein. Gene Ontology annotation, biological process: regulation of DNA-templated transcription. The record is from RefSeq and is a predicted model, not a curated record. Gene Ontology annotation, molecular function: zinc ion binding; DNA-binding transcription factor activity, RNA polymerase II-specific. Bases 1 to 1803 code for a protein of 600 amino acids. NCBI's taxonomy places the organism in Eukaryota, Fungi, Ascomycota, Saccharomycetes, Saccharomycetales, Saccharomycetaceae. The transcript has a single exon.
AUGGUAGUUCCUUCUGAGAAAAAGCCUCUGAGAUCCUGUGCUAGAUGUCGAAAAAAUAAGAUCAAGUGUGAUUCUUUCAUUAGAAGGCCUGAGCCUUGUUCGAGCUGUGUUAAGAAAGGAGUCGAGUGCCAUGUCGAUUAUGUGAACCCGCCGCAGAGAUCGCAAGAGAUGAAGGUGCUGUUUGAUAAUAUUAAAUAUGCGAAGGAACGGAUCUCUUCGCUAUGUGCCGUCUAUGAUAGGCUUUUGGAGGAUGCACAUGUGGGGAGAAGUGAUAUGCAGGUGAGGAAACUGGACAGUCCGACAAGGAUUUUGAAGAUUCUUGAUAAGUUUUAUUUAUUUGUUAUUGAUGAAGAUGCUGGAUCAUUCUAUGUCAAUAACUACAAAAUUGAUUUGAGACUGUUAGAGGAGUCUUUUGAGCAUUUUAGGAAGUUGAUCUCGAAGUCUCUAGAGAUCUAUGUGACGUGGGAAAACGUGCGAGAUAUCGAGGGAAGGGAACUGGAUUUGUUUAUUUCGCAGUUCAGUUUAGAGUCUAUGGUGGAGAAUAAUCAAUUGCUGUUGUUGAUUUGCAUAUUGAACUUUUAUUUUGAUAUUCCUGGUUUAGAUUACUUGAAAAUUUACAAUCAUGUUGUGGAUAGUUAUUGUGAUGGAGCGUCGAAGAACGGGACAGCUGGUUCAAAAUUUCUGAGCAAAUCGCUGCUGGCGAAAUUGGUCAUUGGCGACUCGUACGGCUGGCAUUUUCACAGUGAGAUGUUUAUCAAGCAUUUCACAGUUUAUUUAUUUCUGCAUGUUGUGCUGUAUGGUCCGCAGCAUUUUAUGGCCUGCUUUAUGGACAGGUACAUUCGUAUCCUUGAGUCGCUGAGGAAGAAGAUAAACUUCGAUAAGAACUGGGAAGUAAAGUGGGUUAAUUUUUAUAUUCGAUUAUUGAAUUUGGUGGAGAGCAGGGCAUCGGGCGAAGAGGGGCGAAGUGUUGAUGAAGUGGUGCUUGAAGUCAUGCUGAAUGAUGUUUAUGAGAAGGAUGAUCUUUUGAGCAGCUUCAUUUGCUUAGUGAAUAUCGACCAGUAUCUAGUGGAAAGGCGGGCUUGGCCGCUUGGUAAUUUCUCAAAGUCGGUCCUACAUAGAAUAUGCAAGCGGGUAGGGAAUGUUCUGGCUAUGGAUUUUUCUGGCACUGAAAGGCCGUCGUUUCUGGAACUACUGUUCGCGCAAUUACUGAGCCUUAACAAGCUGCUGUGCAUUAACAACCAUUUUGCAUGCGAUUUGGAUGAUCAACGAAUGAACGGAUUCAACCAGCAAGUUUACGUGGAGGUGGGGGACAGACAGAUGGAAGCUGCGUAUUCAUGCCAAGCUGAAUAUCAUCUUGUCUCCGGGUAUGACGAAAACGAGAAUGGCUAUGCAUUGAAGCUGGCGGGGCCUGUUGUUGGUAAACACAGGUGUCGACUGAGCAGCAGAUGUCUCAUUGAUAUUGUCGAGAGCGAUCUGGACGCCUACAGGAACCGAGAUGACAUGGCGCUGAAGAUCCUGAAGUCUAGUUGUCUAUUAAUAUGGUCGCUGUACGAACACGUUAUAUACUACGAGACGCUGAACCGCGUGUUAUACUACGUGCCGUUCGAGUGGAACGCCCAGCUGUUGCUCGAGACCAGCGGUCUUGUCUGCCAGCACGACGACCAGCGCGCCCGAGUCAAGCUUGCGCGGGAGAACAACGGCGCGAAGGGAGAUGCUGGCAUCGACCGAAUCCUGAACGACGUAGACUGGAUGAAAGAAAGUGCAGACGACGUGCUGCGAAAGAUACACGGCGUGUUGAACUAA